GUACAUAUAGAUGCAUAAGCAGUACAUGAUCAAAUUUUCUAAGAAAAAGCCCAUAGCCAGUCGAGUCCUUAUGUUUUGCAUACAUACGUGUGUAUGACAUCUGUAGCGCAAGAAAGUCCUCAAGUCAUGCCCUUGUCAUCUGCAUAAAACGCUCCAAUUAUUGGCCAGCUUUACUCUGUUAAACAUAUAUUUUCUAAUCGUAUUAGUGAAAUCUAAGUUUUUUACCGCGCAGAACUCAUCAAUAAGAUAGAAUACUCCGUACCAUCCAUCCUGCAACGUCGCCAGUAUUCCCCAUCAUAAUACGAACAGGGACUACGGGAAAAGUCCUCUUCAAAGGGUUGGAAUGUCUUACAGGACAAAGAGCAGUGGUGGAUGCUUUUAUGACUUGGGAUGAAGUUUUUCGCACCAAGUUUGGCGUACAUGUUGACGCGAACGAGUACCGCGUACAGCGACAACCCAACAAAUAUCCGGACGGAUACAAAGCAACAAAACAUAAUCUGAAGGAGAAGGUAAAACUGUUGAUGCAGGAAUAUGCACAUCCAAAGAGUGUGUUUUCCAUCUAUUUGAUUAAAUGGAUAAGGCCUGGGGUUUCAAUCAGUUCAUUAAUGCCUAAACUUUCCCCAGAGGUCCAGGUGCAAGGGAAAAGAGUCGGGGUGAAGAAACGCAAGACCAUUAAAAAUAAGAAGAAGAGGAAUAAUUCAUCAUCUUCAUUUGUUCCACCGAUUUCGGGAGAGAGGUCACAACUGGAUCAAGUUCAGGACAAGGAAUCUUCCAACCAACUGGAGAGAACUAGUUCAAAUUAUGUACAAAAGAUAUUGGACACCACCAGUUCGAAAAGUGUGCAGAACUGGAAGAGGUCUCAAGGAAAGAGCAAUAAUGAAACAGUUCAAACGCAGCCAGGGUCAUCUGGUAAUAUCAGUAAUCGAAAUCUGUACCGUGGUCGUACUGACAAUAAACUUCCAGAGUUUCGUGAAGCUAGUGGAUCACGAGGUCCACGCUUGAAAGAUUAUGACUUCAAUGACGACGACGCGGGGAGUAAUUCCUCCACUGGUAGCCAGGACUCCCAAUUGGAUGAGUUAUUCAAACAGAACGUCCAGCACGACGAUGUCAAAACGACGUUCUACAACAAGGCGAACAAACACUAUUCAAAUACUCAAUUGCUGAGAUUGAGACACGAGAUGAGGACACUUAAAGAGAAUAGCCGUAAAUGGAACAAAUGGAUUCUUUCGGCUCCCAUCACAGCGAACAUUAUCCGAGAAUUGCUUGACAUUUAGAUUUUAUUUAUACAUUUUAUACUAAUUUAAAAAAUUAUCUUAAUAUUUUUAUUUGUGUGCAAAUGAAUGGGCAUACAAAGGAUAAAAUAAAUGUACAUGAACAAUUUAUAUCGUAAA
Molecule: messenger RNA, 1391 nt
Organism: Folsomia candida
Lineage: Eukaryota; Metazoa; Arthropoda; Collembola; Entomobryomorpha; Isotomidae
Exons: 6
Coding region: 381-1274 (297 amino acids)
Source: RefSeq, a predicted model, not a curated record